Molecule: messenger RNA, 1470 nt
Organism: Caenorhabditis remanei
Lineage: Eukaryota; Metazoa; Nematoda; Chromadorea; Rhabditida; Rhabditidae
Exons: 5
Coding region: 1-1470 (489 amino acids)
Biological process (GO): protein autoubiquitination; protein monoubiquitination; protein polyubiquitination
Cellular component (GO): cytosol; ubiquitin ligase complex; nucleus
Molecular function (GO): ubiquitin protein ligase activity; ubiquitin conjugating enzyme binding; cyclin binding
Source: RefSeq, a predicted model, not a curated record
AUGAUCAAGUCGCCGCUGGAUUCGUUUGGGGAGUGGACCGAUAUGUCGGUCUUUUUGGAGAUGAAACCGAGGAACGAUUUGGCGUCGUUGUUCGUCGACGUUCCACCCGGUUUCAGAGAGAAACAACCGGCUCCGGAGCAAGAAAAUCGGAAGACGAUAAAAUACGCUGACAUCAACGUCGUCAACGUCACCGACAAUUUCAUCAGAAUCGGAGCUCCACCCACCCCAGAAUCCCUUCUCAAACGAGAGAAAGAGGCGGAACAAUCAUCAUCAAACGGCGGUGUUCAAAUCAAAAAACAACGGGAUAGGAGUCUAUCAACUAGUGGCUCACCCAAGUCUCUACCCAAUUCACCGACAAAAAAGAGCCAGAAAAAACAGAAAAAGAGUGAAAAAUCAGACUUCAAACCAACCCGUUUCGGUGCAACAGUUCGUGAUGUCACUAUCAAAGCAUCUACUCUCUGCUCACCAACAUUUGCCGAUGGAGCUGGUCGUAUUUUUAUGUGUAAAGUGAAUGUAGAACCAAUCGAUUCUCCAUUGAUUCAAAAAACCGCUCAUCGUCUCGCAGUCGAUGUAUGCAAAAAAGAGAAAUUAGAGGAGUUUGCUGCGAAAGCGCACCCACGUAUCGUAUGCGCUCGAUGCAAGCUUGGAAUAUUAUCAGAGGAAUAUAUUAUGACUAUCGGAUGUCUUCCGGAUGAUGAUUUCCUUUCAACUACACAAUCAGCAGAUUUCUAUUGCAGAGAUUCGUGUGGAGCUGCUUGUGAUCCGGACAAACAUAAACACGUUAAACGAGAAGAACUGAAAGCAAAUCCAAAAUGGCUUCCAAACGAAAAACGAGUAAUGAUCAGUUAUGCGAAUUCAAUUCUUCAUAAACUAUCAGUUUUGGAAGAAAAUGUGAUCGUUGACGAGAAGAAAAAUAUCAAAUGUGCCGGAUGUAAAUGCCAAUUGGGACGUGUUCAGAAAAACCACCCGGAUCUUUAUACAUUCAAUCACAUCGCUACUCUCAUGACUGCUGGACAGAAGAAGAUUCCAUUCGUUGAUAAACUCAAUAUGUCUCAAUUAUCAAUUUACAUGGCACAAUUGGUUCUAAAUGGCUGUGAAGGACAGACUUCGAUGAAAUUGGUCAUCCGAUCCCUCGACAAGGUCCCCUAUAUGCUCGUUUGGCUACUGGAUUCUUAUGUUGUCAUUGCAAAUGGAACAUUAGAAGGAUUGAAAAAUGAAGAGGAGGAAGGAACUGUUCUGACACCGUUUCCAGCCAUUAAACUCCUCUAUAAAGUGUUUAACAACUCGACUGCUGCCAGUGAUCCACGUGCGAAUGGAGAGGAUACAUCUGUUGGAUUAAUCGAUUUGCCACUUCCUUGCUGUGAAACGCUCAUCGAGUUAUUGCUCCGUAGCUCACUUCGUAGUCCACCGGCUUGUCGUGCUGUCGGUCAAUUCUUUGUUGGAUAUCUUCAGAUUGAUGAUCGUAUUUAG